UAGCUCCGUAAAUAAAACAAGCUUCUUUCUUUCUCUGUUGCUACGCCCUUUCCAAAAACUUCGCUCCGAUCGCUUAAGCGACUACGUUCCUUCACAUAACUUUCUUUCCCACGUAACUCAGAAUAAAUGAGUGAAAUUCUUAGCCACAUCCCGGGUCAGCAGUCUCAUCUCUUUCUUAAGGGAACUUUCCUAUCGUAGACCCAUGCCAUCUUGUCCAAAGCAAGAGAGCCCCCGCCCGUUUGAAGUCGUUGCGAGCCGGAAAGCGUACCGGCAGUUUGAGUCGCUUACUUUAUUUAGUUCAUUUUUUGGUUUAAGAUUGAUUUAUAUAUUAUAAACAAUUGAAAAAAAAAAUAGAUUUUCCAAUUGUUCAUUCCUGGGAAGCGGAAGAAGCAGAUAGAGCAAAGGCCUUCUCUUUCCGUCCGCUCUUCCCGAAGUGAGAUAAUUGCAUGUAAAGAUCCAUAAGGGCUUAUAGUUUAAUUGGUUGAAACGUACCGCUCAUAACGGUUAUAUUGUAGGUUCGAGCCCUACUAAGCCUACUACCCUCUUCACCCGAAACAAGCGAAGUCCCCGCCACCCAAAAGCUUCGCUUUAGCGACUUCAUACCUGCAGAUCUCAAUCUAACGGAAGCUCCUGGAACUGCUGCCGCUGUCCUUCGGGCAUGCCUCCUACGCUUACCACUUACCUACGCUCUUUCAGCAUCCCCCUUCGGGGAAUAUUUCGUAAUACGCGAAGCAGCUGAGCGAUAGCUCUUCGAUCGCUAUAUUCUUGCAAUAGCGAAGGCAUGGUUCAUCCUCUAAAAAAUAGUAGAUGCGAAGGUUCGGAUCGAAGAUCUUCGCGAGACGGCCCAAGCGAAGAUCGGCACUCGAUUGAGGAGCAGCCCUCAAAAAAAGGGAAAGACGCGGAGACGGCAGACUCGCCAGUCAAGCAAACCGUUAAGGCUGACUACAGCAGACCGGGGGUUCCAAUUCCUCUUUUCCCGUUUCAAUUCCCGGGAGUGAAUGUAGGACGUGCAGACGGUGCAUAAAGUGUGAACAUUCAACCAAAAGCGUUUUAAGGGAGUUGACUCGCUAAAGCUAUGCUUUUGUUUACACGCUAAAGCUAUGCUUAUGGAAGACCUUCGAAAAAAAUAUUGAACCGGGAAGAAAAAGGGGAAAAGUCAAGUCUAAGCAUAUAUGGCACGAAAAGGAAAUCCGAUUUCGGUAAGACUUGAUCUGAAUCGUAGUUCGGAUUCAAGUUGGUUUAGUGAUUAUUAUUAUGGUAAAUUAGUAUAUCAAGAUAUCAAUCUGAGAUCUUAUUUUGGUUCGAUACGUCCACCUACGAGACUUACCUUUGGCUUUCGCCUCGGUAGGUGUAUUAUUAUACAUUUUCAAAAAAGAACAUUCAUUAAUUUCUUUCUUCCUCGUCGACCACAACGACGGAAACGACGCACAAAAUCCAGACCCGGAAAGAAGAAGGGCCGGUGGUGGGAAUUGGGGAAAGUCGGGCCAAUCGAGUGUCUUUAUUCAAGCGAGGGUAGAAAAGAAGAACGAAACGAAGUGAGAGGCCGAAGGGCCGGGAAAAGAGUCGGGUCGAUCAGGCUCGACGACCAGAAAAAGCAAAACGAAAUCAGGGUUUGGCCAAAAAAGAAGCAACGCUAUGGAUACCAUGACCGAUCACCAUCGAUAAAGAAGAAUCUUUCUAAAUCACUUCGGGUCAGCGGGGCCUUCAAGCAUCCGAAAUACGCCGAGGUUGUAAAUGACAUAGCCUUUCUGAUAGAAAAUGAUGAUUCCUUCAAAAAAACGAAGUUAUUCAAGUUCUUUUUCCCCAAGAAGUCCCGCUACGACGGCCCGACAAGACAUCUACUUAAAAGGACCCUCCCUUCAGCGCGCCCUUCCUUGAAUUAUUCGGUCAUGCAAUACUUAUUGCAUACAAAGAACAAAAUUCAUUUCGAUCCCGUCCUAGUUCUCAAUCAUUUCGUGGCACCGGGCGUGGUUGAGCCAUCCACGAUGAAGAGAGCUAAUACGCAGGGAAGACGCUUAGAUAAGAGAAUACGUUCUCGCAUCGCUUUUUUUUUGGAAAGCUCGACCAGCGAUAAAAAGUGUUUGGCCGAAGCCAAAAAGAGGUUGACCCACUUCAUUCGCCAAGCGAAUGAUCUUCGCUUCGCGGGAAGAAGAAAAACCGCCAUCUCGCUCUUUCCUUUCUUCGGUGCUACCUUUUUCUUUCCAAGGGAUGGAGUUAGAGUUUAUAAAGCCCUCUUUUUUAAAGAUGCCCGGGAACAACUCCUAGGUCAAUUAAGGAGAAAAUGUUGGAACCUCUUGGGUAAGGAUAAGGUAAUCAAAUUGAUAGAAAAAUUCAUAGAUCUAGGUGGGAUAAGAGAAUUGAUAAAGGGAAUAGAGAUGAUGAUAGAGAUCAUACUGAAAAACAGAAGAAUUCCUUACGGGUAUAACUCUUAUUUGAACGAAGUGAAAAAAAUGCGAUCUUUGUUGUCUAAUAGAACAAACACUAAUACCUUAAUUGAAUCGGUCAAGAUCAAAUCUGUUUAUCAAAGUGCUUCUUCGAUUGCUCAAGACAUAUCUUUUCAACCGAAAAAGAAAAGAGGAUCAUUUCGUUCUAUUUUUAGUAAAAUAGUGAAAAAGAUUCCAUUAGUAAUGAAAAAGGGGGUAGAGGGGAUCCGUAUAUGUUGUUCAGGUCGAUUAGAAGGUGCAGAAAUUGCUAGAACUGAAUGCGGAAAGUAUGGAAAAACAUCCUGUAAUGUAUUACACCAGAAAAUUGAUUAUGCUUCUGCGGAAGUAUCUACUCGUUACGGAAUCGUAGGUGUCAAAGUGUGGAUUUCUUAUAGUAAAAAAGAAAAAGGACGUGCUAUAUCCGAAACGUAAAAAAUAGAGUCAAUCUCGUAAAGGCGGAUGUAGUAGAGGUUGCAAACCGGACGGUACACAACUUGGAUUGCUCGUGUGUCCACGGGACAAAUCCCAUUUUUAAUGUAUGGUGCGAGUUUGUAAAAUGCUCGACAAGCCCAACAAGUGGUCGAUGGAAAGAGAUAAGGAAAUGAAUACGGCUCAAGACUAAGAAAUCGGCAGAAGGCCGAUCUUCGUUCUAAGAUAGAGCCUCUUCUCACCAUGGAGAGGGCCCGUCGUGACCUUUUCAAUUUCCUCCCGAAGCCCGCGAGCAGUACGAGCUCGACCGGGAAAAACAAAGAAAAAGAUUCGAAGGCGGGGCGGGCGAAUCUUUUUCUUUGUUUUUAGGAGUUGGCAGGCUCCCGACCCGCAGAUGUAGGGA
Messenger RNA from Spinacia oleracea (spinach), 3255 nucleotides. Its product is annotated as ribosomal protein S3, mitochondrial-like. Gene Ontology annotation, biological process: translation. NCBI's taxonomy places the organism in Eukaryota, Viridiplantae, Streptophyta, Magnoliopsida, Caryophyllales, Amaranthaceae. The transcript has a single exon. Gene Ontology annotation, molecular function: structural constituent of ribosome; RNA binding. The coding region runs from base 1173 to 2855 and encodes 560 amino acids. The record is from RefSeq and is a predicted model, not a curated record.